Cotesia glomerata is the source of this 2577-nucleotide messenger RNA. RefSeq names its product SH3 domain-containing protein 19-like. Bases 440 to 1843 code for a protein of 467 amino acids. Gene Ontology annotation, molecular function: protein binding. The record is from RefSeq and is a predicted model, not a curated record. Lineage: Eukaryota; Metazoa; Arthropoda; Insecta; Hymenoptera; Braconidae. The transcript has 6 exons.
UAGUUCAGGUCAAAAGUUUCGUAUGUUUAGUCAUGAAGUUUCCAAAACUGUCACUUCUGACGUUAGCCUCGAUCUCCUCGAAGCGAACAGUCUCCAUCAGUCUCCAUAUUUUUAGCCAAUCAAACGACGAGUUAUGUAUCAAGGCAAUGUCUCAUGCUCUUUUUAUUAACAAGUAUUCAUAAAAAAAAAGGAAAAUUAAUAAAAGAAAAAAAAAUUAAAAAAUCCUGAGAACAGAACUAGUUAAAAAAAGUUCGACAACGGCACUGGUGAGCGCUGAAAGUAUGACAUGGCUGCUCACGCUCACGUUCGGACAGGUGAGAGGUUUAUAUCAUCACAGGUUGUCGCCAUAAUUUAAAAACCGUCCGAUCAUUAAACUUUUAACGGCUAUUGAAAUUUUUAACGGCGAAAAAAAAGGCGAAAGUGUUUUAGGAACUAGAACAUGAUUCGAGGAUUGCGAUCAAGACAUAAUGAAAUGCCAAUCCCAACAAGAACAGCACCUAAACCUCCUGGAAAUCCAAUUGAUCAACGGAACAAUACAUGGAGUAACAAUGAUCCGUUCGGGUCUCUAACAAUACCACAGCCAAUUCAAAAGAAAAAGCCACCUCCUCGGCCGCCACCUCCUCGAAUUAAGAAGGAUAAUAUUCAAAAUAAUUUGAAUAAACAAAGAAAACCCACAAGACCAACGGAACUCAUUACAAAUUUAUUUGGAAUACGCUCAGCUAAGCAGCCACAAAUCAAAUCAAUUUAUUCGCAUAAUCGACCUUCAUGUACAAAUGGUCAAUCAAAUAAUUCAUCAGAAGGAACAGUGUCACUAAUAGACUUAAGUCCGCCUGGUUCACCUACAUUUACUAUAAGAUCCAGUAGCGAUGGUGUUAGUAUUGAUAGUUUUGGAAGUGAUGGAAAUUCAAAUCCAUCGGUAUUAACAAGUAGUAGUGGUAAUACAUCACAGAAUGAAAGUGCCUUCGAAGAUGAUUUUGAUUUUUUUGGUAGUUUAUCUAAACAUACUAUACAACAUGAUCCAUGGAAACAAAAUACACCUUUUGACUCUCUUUCACAAAAAAAAAUUAUCAAUACAAGUUUAACAAAUGGAAUUAAACAUGUUGGUGAAUCCUCGUUUAUUUCUUAUAACAACGAGCAAUUAUUUACACCAAUGUCUGCAACAAAUAGUGUUUUAACGAUGCCAACAAUUAUUCGCGCUCGACCUCCGAAACCACCAGCGCCUAAAUUGCUUACCACCACUAGUUUAGCGCCAACUGUUCCAAACUUUAAUGUUCCUUCAAGUGCACCGAAGGUGAUAAAUAGCUCUUGUACUUUUAAUGAAAAUUUAACGUGGCCUACUUCGAUUAGCGCAACGCUAUCAGAAGGGAAUUUUUCACCACCUAUGCCAUCAAUUCCACCACCAUCACCGCCACCAGAGUAUUUAGCACAAAUAGAAUGUCCGACCACACAAAAAAAAUCUAAACCACAAGGUGUUGCUUUGUAUGAUUUUGAAGCAACUCAACCUGGAGAUUUAUCAUUGAAAGAAGGUGAUAUUGUGUUUUUAACUAAAAAAAUCAAUGAUGAAUGGCUGGAAGGUCAGAUAGGGAAUCAUAUUGGGAUGUUCCCUGCUAAUUUUAUCAAUAUAACAGUACCAUUAAAUGAAUGCUCAUCUGAUAUUGUAAAUGCGUUGUAUACCUUUAAUGGAGAAACCUGGGAAGACUUAAAUUUUGAGGAAGGUGCAAAAAUUAAAGUUUUAUCGAAAAUAUCUGACGAUUGGCUUUAUGGUGAAUAUCAAGGUAAAAAAGGGCAGUUUCCAACGAAUUAUAUCGAUCGGGUUCCUAGUUACUUACCAAAAUAUUUAUAAUUAUUUAAAUCAAAGCUCAAGCUUAUGAUAUUAAUUUCAUAUCGUUAAAUUGAAUUUAACAGUAUAUGAAAUAAUUUAUAAUUAGUAAAAUAAUAUGGAUAUAUUUUUUCUAAAAAUCAGGCGGGAACAGUGAUAUCAGUUAUUACAUAUGAAAUACUUUAGCUCGAUAUCUUAUAUAAAUUUUGUACGAAAAAAAAAAAAAAAAUAAUAAAUAAAAAAUCUCAAAUUAUCGGUUAUUUGUAUUGAUAAAUUUCAAUAGAUAAAGUGAUAAAAAUGUAAAUGUAAAUCUAGUGAAAUUAUUUGACAAAAUUUUGUAAUCAUUGUAAUUAUUUAUAUUUACAGACGUAUGUCUAUUGUCUUGCAAAUUAACUUUGUCAAGGAUAUAUCAAGAUUUUUUGUUUAAUUUUAAUUUUAUUAUUCUUAAAAUAUUUAAAAACUUGGCAAUUUAACUGAAUUAAAGUAAAAUAUUCAAGUUCCAAUAAAUAUCUUUCGCAUAAUAAUACUCGGAAUAGUUAGUAGGAUAACUGACAUUUUUUUUUUUUAAGAAAUGAAUUAUGUAAGAAGCAUUCAGAUAGUUUACUAAAUUAAUUUAUGAUUGGUUCUUACAAAUUGGGGAAAAAAUGUAAUUGUAAAUAUAGAGAAACAACAAUAUUUUUUAAUCCGGAAAAGAAAUCCUAAAACUUCCUACGGUCUGAAUUUUACUAUAUAAAUAGAUGUAAAUUUUUUAACUAUUA